This is a messenger RNA of Centruroides sculpturatus (bark scorpion), 618 nucleotides long. Its product is annotated as hydroxyacyl-thioester dehydratase type 2, mitochondrial-like. Bases 4 to 477 code for a protein of 157 amino acids. The record is from RefSeq and is a predicted model, not a curated record. The transcript has 4 exons. NCBI's taxonomy places the organism in Eukaryota, Metazoa, Arthropoda, Arachnida, Scorpiones, Buthidae.
AAGAUGGCGGCCUGCUUGUUUGCAGCAUGUUCGGUUCGAGUCGCCAAGAAAUGGUUGCAUGCGACGACUUUAUCAUUAUCCGGAAAUUCUCACAUUCACGAAGGAGAUACUGCUGAGGAAACUCGAUUAUUUACAAAAGAUGAUGUAGAAUUAUUUUCUAAACUAACUGGAGAUUUUAAUCCAAUUCAUUUAAAUGAUAGUUAUGCUCAAAAACAGAAGUUUGAUGGAAGAUUAGUUCACGGUGCUUUAAUUAAUGGAUUAAUUUCUUGUUUAUUGGGCACCAAAUUACCAGGUCCUGGCUGUGUUGUAGUUAAAGAAUUAUUAGAAUUUCCAGCUCCAUUGUAUGUAGAUGAAAAAGUGGUGGCAAAAGUUGUUAUAACCUCAGUCAGAAAAACAAUUGUAAAAUGUUCUUUCAAUUGUUGUACUGAAAAUGGAAAGGAAGUGUUAAAGGGAGAAGCAAAAUUAUUGUUGAAGUGAUUCAAUUCAACUUUAUACUUGUUUAAUAAACAUUUGAAAGCUGAAGAAACAAUAAAUAAAUGCGUAAAUCAUAAGAAUAUAAAUAAGUGAAUUAAGAUGUAAGAUUAUUUUAUUAUAUAAUUAUAAAAUUGUUAAUAUGUA